CGACGCCCAAGAUGGCGGCAGGAUUGAAAAGUUGUUGCCGCGGCUGCUGAGUCGGCGGCGGCGGCAGGGGCCGGCGGGAGGGAGCGCGGCUGGCGGGGCGCGGGCCGGCCAUGGCCGCCCGGUGAGGGGGCGCUCGGCCGGCCGCCGACGGGGCGGGGAUGCCCCCGGGGGGCUGGGGCCGCAGGAGGCAGCAGGAGCCCGGGGCCGCCCCCGCCCCCCGCCUGAGACAUGGAGGAUGAGGGCAAGAAGGGCAAGAAGCAGCCUGGAAUAGUGUCCCCUUUCAAACGUGUCUUCCUGAAAGGUGAAAAGGGUCGGGAUAAAAAGGCCCAGGAAAAGGUUACAGAAAGACGACCUCUUCAUACAGUAUUGCUCUCCUUGCCUGAUCGAGUUGAACCGGACAUAUUGUUGAAUGACUACAUUGAAAAGGAAGUCAAGUAUUUAGGCCAACUAACAUCCAUCCCAGGGUACCUGAAUCCCUCCAGUCGUAGUGAAAUAUUGCAUUUAAUAGACAAUGCAAAGAGGGCACAUCAGCUCCCAGGGCAGCUGACCCAGGAACAUGAUGCUGUGAUUAGUCUGUCUGCCUACAACGUCAAGCUGGUGUGGCGGGAUGGAGAGGAUAUCAUACUCAGGGUCCCCAUCCAUGACAUCGCAUCGGUGUCAUACAUCCGUGAUGACUCCUCACACCUGGUAGUGCUGAAAACAGCUCAGGACCCUGGGAUUUCCCCAAGCCAGAGUCUUUGUGCAGAAAGCUCCAAAGCACUUACUUCAGGAUCGCUGUCCGAGAGUGGAGUGGUGCCUGUCGAAGCUUGUUGUUUGGUGGUCCUGGCUACAGAGAACAAAGUAACUGCAGAGGAACUCUGCUCACUUCUCAGCCAAGUCUUCCAGAUCGUUUACACGGAGUCCACAAUAGACUUCUUAGAUAGAGCAAUAUUUGAUGGGGCCUCAACACCAACGCGCCAUAUGUCCCUACACAGUGAUGACUCUUCAACAAAAGUGGACAUUAAAGAAUCUUACGAAACAGAAGCAAGCACUUUCUCCUUUCCGGAAUCCUUGGAUACAGGUGGAAACUCGCCUUCUUCCUUCUCAACGCCUCAGUCUCCACAUGUUAAGACGGUCAGUGAAAGCGAGCUGAGCACCACGGCAACGGAGCUGCUCCAGGACUACAUGAUGACGCUAAGAACCAAACUCUCUUCCCAAGAGAUCCAGCAGUUUGCAAUGCUCCUGCACGAAUAUCGCAAUGGGGCUUCAAUACACGAAUUCUGCAUCAACCUGAGACAACUCUAUGGGGACAGUAGGAAAUUCCUGUUACUAGGCCUUAGACCAUUCAUUCCUGAAAAGGACAGCCAACACUUUGAGAACUUCCUAGAAACCAUCGGGGUGAAGGAUGGCCGGGGAAUUAUCACAGACAGUUUCGGGAGGUACAGACGGACUCUGAGCACUACCUCCAAUUCAACGACCAACGGGAAUGGAGCUGCAGGGAGUUCGGAUGACCAGUCUGCCCCUUCCGAGGGAGACGAGUGGGACCGAAUGAUCUCUGACAUAAGCAACGACAUUGAAGCUCUUGGAUGCAGCAUGGAUCAGGAUUCGUCAUGAGACACAGCUGCGGGAGGAAGGAUGAGAAGACAGCUCCUUUCAAAGGGGCUUUAUUGUUCUCUUUCACCCCCAUGCAGCGAGUGCAGCAACAUUUGCUGCUGUCUCCCUGACCUUCCAGUCUGAAAGAGGCUCCAAGGAUGAAUCGGGAUGUGAUUAUUUUUCCCCCCAUGUCAGUGGCUUCACUGGUGCCCAUUUUGUGAUGUCGGCUGGUGCCCUCUUACUGUGAAGGCAUGUGUGUGUCUUCAUGCAGGUGAGCGUGCUGUGAAAGAGGAUUCCGGGUUGGGUGAUGGAACCAGAGUCCCUUCCUCUGACUUCAUAGAACUUUUUGGUUUUGUGUUUUCUUUGCUGUCGUCGCUCUGGAGCGAUGCAACGAAGCUGGGGCAAGAAACUUGCAUUGAGCAGUAACAGCUCACUGGGACCCGAUGGCGGGUUUACAGUUUUGCACAUGAUAUUCCUAUUGUAACUCAGACUUUUUUUUUAAAAAAAAUGAAGUUUACCACAAUGUGAAUAAUUUAAACCUAUUGUUGGUGUUGUCGAAACAUUUCUAAUCCGAACCUGAAGGCUGUCUGCUGCGAUACUGACAUGAUUGUUUUGUAGCGAAGGCCAAUGUGGGCUCUUCUUCAUUGGUCACAGAGGGAACUCUGCCAAUGUGACCUCUGGGCUGUCCCCUUGCAGGAGGGGAGUUGGUUGGCGUGGGUAACCUUGGCCUUUCGCCUCUAGCACUCUGGUUCAAAUUCAGCCCAUAGUGCAGAGUGGGGCAUGAGUGUUGGCGCAUUUAGUGUUGUCCUGGUGGACAAUCUAGGUCUAAAACCAACCCUGCCAUUCAGUGUGGCUGGCAGUCUUUGCUCAGGAAAAGCCUAGGGCCUGAGGGGAAUAGGAGAUGGCACCACAUUUUUACCUCUAGCAAAGUCAUUGGUUGGGCUACUGUGCGUGUGCGCGCGCGCGUGUGUGUGUGUGUGUGUGGUGAGAGCUCCUGUUGUGGCUCUGUGAGCUCUCUGGCCCGGGGCUAGGUGGAUUCACGUUUCCAGUGCUGCUAGCUCCUUAAUCUUCACAAGCACAACUGUUCACUCAAGUAAAACCCGAUCUCAAUCCCAGUCCAGCACAAGUAGACGUGACAAGUUUCCUGCUCCUCCCCAGAGGGCGCCAUGGUGCAUAUAUACCUCCCCAGCACCCGUAGCAUCUGACCCCGCAAGGUGCGUGGGCACCUCCUGCAGGACGGACACUUUAGGGAGUUCAGGGCUCUGAGCAUCUAGCAGGAUUGACCCCAAAAGAUGGCGGUGAAUUCAGACAGGAAGUGACAGUAAAUUUAUUCUAUUGCUUAGAAUUUCCCCUUUAAGGUUACAAUAACCAGGAAAUUCUCAGCCAGGCUGAGUUUAACAUCCGUAGCUAUUUGCGUGGGGAGUUGAUUUUGGUCACCCUUGAAGGGUGAGAUGGUAACAAGUUAAACUGAUACAGUAAACUUUCUAUGAAAUUAGCAGUGGGAUGGAUGUAUAGAUAUAUAAUGUACAGGUUGUAUAUAUUAUACAGGCAAUUAUAAAUACACUUAUUUUUUGUAUCUGUAUUCCAUGCCAUAAUAUCUAUACUGGCCGCUAUAACUGACCUUCAAAGGAACAUAUUGGUUGAUACUUCAGCCCUUUCAGUAGCAAAACCCUAUUUGUUCAUGGACUCCAGGGGUUUCUUUCUUCACUCUUUUGAUAUAAUUUAAAGUAAAUUAAAAUCCUGUACUGGUGGCUGGGCAUGUUCGUCUGUCAAGAAUAGGACAUCAAACAGAGCUGGCAUUCUGUUCCCACAUGUUCUUCCCCUGAAACAAGAGAGAUCCAAAGUCUAUUUUUCUGUGUUCAAUACAGGACCCUGUGGCACAGUCAUAAAUUGACCUGGCUGAGGGAUCUCCUCCUCUUCAAGAUAUCAGUUAAUUUCACCUGGUUGCAGUGUGCAGUCCUCCUUACCUACAGUGCUGUAGGCCUAAAACGUCACUGGAAUUCUUUACAUUUUCAGUAACAGCCACUGCCUGAUAUAAGGAAAAAUGCCCAUAGACGAUAGUUCAUUUUUAUUCUUAGAUAAUAUUCUUAGUCAUUCCUUUUACCUCAAUGUUGGUGAAAUUAAAAGAUAGGACCCUAGGAUGACCAUUUUAAAACCAAAAACCCAAGGGAAAAGCCAUCCAUGCUUCAUAUUGAAAUAUGGAUGGUUCAAAAUUUUUUCCGAGAUAGAAUAGUACUGUCCAGUGAAACCAGACUUAAGUGACUAAUAGGGAACUGGCAAAAAGCAGUGGCUGAAUUAAGGGGACUUUUGGUAAGAACAGAAUUGUGCUUGGAGAAUUUGAGCAGCUUCCUCUCUUAGGAGACCACGCCAAAGUAUCCUCAAGGAUGGUAUCUUGUAGGGAUUCCUUACAUACCUUAUGCUUGCUUGCUCUUUUAAAAAACCCGUUCGGCAGUGCAUAAACCACGAAUGCAUUGGUGAGAGUUUUUUGCUACUGAAGUUCCCCAGAUGUCUGGCCUCAGCAUGGAAAGAGAGAGUCAAGCACCACCGAGGUUAUUUUUGCUUUCUGCCCCUGUGAUAAAUACACGCAGCUCUUCCUGCAAAACAAGCCUUUGGCUCUAAAAUGUCAUGACCCUAGAAACUAGAUGGAAACCUUUCUCAAUCAGCAUGCCCAUCCAAUGUAGUGUUGUUCCCUAAAGUACAUUUUGUUGAUUUUGUCUAGUCCAGUUUUCCGUGAUCUCCCCAGUGAUAUCAGUUAUUGUUCCAGCACUCCCAAGACACUUCUCCCCACCAUUAGAAGGUGUUCCCUGAUUCAGCUAAUUUCCCCCCCUUCCCCCAUUUGUUUCCCAUUACUCCUUCCAAAAACACCUUAAACUAUUCCUCCAACUCCGUGUUUCUGUCUCUCCAUUACUCAUAGACAGUUAUCACACCUGCCUUCCCCAAGUGCUAUUCAUCUAGCCAAGCUAAUUACUCUUAUUUUUCCCCCUGUAUACCAGUCACUCCAGCCCUGGAAUCAUUUCUCUGCUCUUCUCUCACUUCUGUCCUACUUGUUGACCAUGUUUCUGGCUCUACAGUGCCCCAGAACUGGGUGCAGUCUCUCAGGGCCGCCCGGAGGAUUCAGGGGGCCUGGGGUCUUCGGCGGCGGGGGUCCUUCCGCUCCGGGUCUUCGGGGCACUUCGCCGAAGACAUGGAGCGGAAGGACCCCUGCUGCAGAAUUGCCGCCGAAGACCCGGAGCGGAAGAAGCAGCGGCGGGUCCUUCACUCCGGGUGUGUUCAGCAGCAAUGAAGAACCCCCCGCCCCCAAAGUGCCAUCAAAAACUCUCGUGGGGGCUCCUGUGGGGCCUGGGGCAAAUUGCCCCACCUCCUCCCCCCUUCCCCCGGGUGGCCCUGCAGUCUCUUACGGACAGCCUUCCCAGAGCCUGCUGGCAAGGGCACUAAGAUCUCCCUGCUCAGGGGCAUUCUGCACAUUGCCUAACUUUUGCCUCCAUAUCACACUGCAAGUUCCUAUCUAAGCUGCUGUCCACUAGCAGCCCCAUGUCUCUGGGCAUUCCUGCUUUCUAGUGCAUCUCCAGUGGGGUUUCCCCUGCUCCCCACAUGUUAGCUUUGCAUUUGAGCAGAUUCAAUCACCUGCCUCCUGCAAACACUCCCACUAUGCCUAUGCUGCAAUUAGACACCCAUGGCUGGCCCAUGCUGCCUGACUUGGGCUCGUGGGUCUCGGGCUGUGGGGCUGUUUAGUUGCAGUGCAGAUGGUCAGGCUCAGAGAGCUCUGGGACACUCCCCCCUCACAGGGUCCUAGAGCCCAGGCUCCAGCCCAAGCCCAGAUGUCUAUGCUGCAGUUAAUAGCCCUGCAGCCUGAGUCAGCUGGCACGGGCCAGCUGCAGGUUUUUACGCGCAGUGUAGACAUCCCCUCACAAAGCACAGCCUGUUUUAAAUAGGGGAGUUGGAGCAGGAAGCACAUUGCCGCUCCCUAAGCUGGCUGCCUUCAAUUACUUGGUUUCUGCUGCCCUUGGCACUCGGAAUACAUUACAGCAUGGGUGCCCUGUGACCGACAAGGGGAGGACUGAACUCCUCAACGGCAGGUUUGUAUUGCUGGGGAGCGUCUAACCAACAGGAACGUUCCAGUCACCGAAGAACAUGUCAGAUCCAUUGUGUGCACUUUUUUAUUUGGAUACAAAAAUGAUGGAAAUCUUGUGUGCGGCAGCUGCAGCUCUUGGGCUCCUGGCUCAUGAGCAGUGCUGCCCUCCAGCCUCUCAAAGCUUGGCUGUCCCUGCAAUACAACCACCGCUUGUCUGUCAGCCCCGCUCUCCCCAGCACACACCCACGUACGCACACGGAUGCCAAGGAGAAAGGCGUGUUGGAAAGAGCUGUUCGAGUAGCACCACACUGUGUUCCCGGUGUUGGUGUGCUUUCCCCUCAGACCACGCUCCUUCUCUUUUAUGCUGAAAGCCUUUAUUCUGGUGCUUCCACCCCCCCCUUUUACAAUUGUGUUUUUCUGGGAAAGAAAUGGAUAGGAAAUAGCAAUUUCUGGCUGAAUUGUCUGUCCAAGAAUUGAGUUCAAAUACAGUAUUGACGCCGUGUAUAACUUUGAGAGGCAGACGAUGUCAAGAAAACAUGCUACACCUAGACUGCUUAGUAUGGUUGUACCCUUGAGUUUAGGUGCGGGGAAGAAAUUGCGUUGUUGCUACACCCUUAAAGCCCUGCUUGUUUUAUCUUACAGAACGGUAUUAAGUCUAAAACACUCCCUCACCUCUGUCUUCUCUCCGUUUCCAAGGCUCUUCUUAUGCAAUUGGGACUAAGUAGAAGCCAUUGCUGGCUUACCUCAGGCUAGUUUUCUGUACAGAAGAGAACUUUUCUAUUCUUUCUAUUCUAGUUUUCUGUACAGAAGCCCUAAGAUGACCGUGACGUGAUUACUUUCUGCAUGGAUCAUUCUUACAGUUGCCACCAACUUAAGAGUCAGGCUUUCAAACCCAGGAGCCUAAAGUUAAAUCCAUAUAUUCGGUAGGCACCUAACAAGGGGGCUGCACUUUCAGGAAUACUGGGCACCAAAAUUUCCCAUUGACCUCCUCUGGGACUGCGGAGUGCACAGCACUCUUGAAAAUCUUGCCACUUCUUCAGGAGUCAAACUUCUGAUCUUUGAAAAUGUUGAAAAUCAUCAGAAAGGUACUGCCCUAAAGGGGAAUUGACAUGAGAUCUUGCAGCAGAGAGAUGCUUCCUCUGCAGACGGUAAAACGGUCAGGUGACCGAGACUGCAGUGAUAUCUGUCCGGCGCGAUAAAAUUGCAGCAUGACGUUUUUGGCUUGAUGCGUAGUUACAUCAGUCCAUGGUAGCAUCAUCAGGUCAUGACGCGGCAGCUUUGCGUAUUGAAGUGAAGCCAGGACAGCAUGUUGGGAUGCCCCAAAUUUGGGGCAGUGAAAGUAGCAUCCUGCAAAUUUAAAUGCAUAGGACAGAUGAAUGGAAGCCGGAGGCUGCUGUGCCCUGUUCGAUGAAUUCCUGGACAUCUGGCACGUCCCACAGCAUGCCCCCAACUACCGGAAAGCAGGCUUCUCUUGCUCUGCGCAGCCUAUGUCUUGGUGUUGGAUUUUCCAAACUGUUCUACUGGGGAAACAUUUUAACUGGGCCAAUCUUAUCCCUGGUGUAACUUUAUUGUCCAGUGGAGUUACUCCGUGGAUUAAUAAUUCCCCUCAAUUUUUGUACUAGUUUCCAAGAUUUAGGAUAUUUCAUUCAAAUGUGAUGCUUUUACAUUCUAAGCUAACUGAAAUAUCAAGAAAUGUGUAUAGCUUUGUCACAGGCCCAAGAGCCAGGCCUCAGUUUCCCCUUUUGGCUAUAUCAAUCAGUCCUGACUCACUUUGCCGUCAAUAACCCCUUAUUCAGGGGUAGCUUUAUUCAUUAAUAACCAAUAACUUAUGUCAAGAAAUAGUCCCAGGUCUCCAUUUCCUCCUUACCAGAAUUGCCAUUGUCUUCUUGCUUCUGCUCAUCAGCAAACUGCCAGCAGCCCCCCUGGCCUUCCCUGACUCAACUGCUUCACCCCGUCCAUGCUGGGCUUCAGUCUCUACUUGCUCCCUCUGUGGGGUGUGUGUCUCCUGGUCAACGUGCUCUUCCCCUUGCUACUGCCUUCCCAGGAGCCAGGCUCAAACUGCAGGCCUCUCUGCUCUUGAGGCAAACACCAGCUCUCUUCUGGGAGCUUCCUGACAGGAGCUCCCCAUGGUGUCCCUUCUCCUGGGACUCUGACAGUUCUCUUGGGACUCUCACUGUCAACCCUAAGUGCUUGUUCAGGGCUUAUUCCCAGGGAGGCCUAGUCUGCCUCUGGUGGGUUCAUCCAGGCUGCAUCAGCUGCAGGUCUUCUCUAGAGAGAGCAUCUCCCCUCCCUGGGUGACUUCCUGUUCUAGUAGUCUCCUCCGAAGACAGCUGCUCCAUUUCUAAUUAGCUAAAGGGGCCCAGCUGGAUCACCUCAGGCUCCCAGGUGUUUCCCACAGGGUCGUCAUGGGUAAGUUAGGCCCUGAUACUUCCUGAAGAGCCUCUGGCCCCAUGACAAGCUUCUAAUGUGACCUCUAUGAAGUGCGGGGGAGAGAUUUUUAUAUCCCACGCAGGCUGCUCUGUGCCUAGCACAUUCUCCUGCGUCAAUACUGUCUUGCUUGCCACCAUCUUCUGACGAGGCAGGACAUCCUCCAGGCAUUGUUGACUUUGGUUCUUGAUCGAGAGACACUGCUCUAUCCGAUUUCAGCUGUCGCUGGCCUGGUGGAAGCUCUCCUGUGGAGCAGAUGGAGUUACAUGGGAUUAAAUUCUUCCCCGGUGUGUCUAUAAUGCCACCUAAGUUCCCACUGAAGGUCUCUUUGGAGUGGCUUAGUCCUCUCUGCUGUGGCACUGACAUGCUACCCUGUGGAGGGGGGAGGGGGAGCCUUGCGUCAUUGACUGGCUUCCUGUAGAGGCUUUCUGUGAUGUGGGGCCUCAUGAGGAGAGUUGCACUAAAUGGGGCACGUCUGUCUGGGGUUCAUUUUGGGGCACAGCGAAUGUGACGCCCCCAGGGAGGGAGCAGGUGGGAGACCUUUUGCCUGAGCUGAAUGACUGACUGCAUUUCUCCAUUAAUCUGCCUACAGUGCAUUUAUUUUAGUUCAAUACCAUGAUGCCGUAAGUCGGGAUUUCCCCAGUGCUCACCUGUUGAUGCUUCCUGUGUUGGCACCUUAACGGCAGAGCCUCCAGACCUGCUGACGCCAAAGACGUGUUAACUGAAAAAAAUAUGCAUGUUCUGAAUGAGUUCUUAAAUUGAUCAGGCAGCUUUGUUUCCCCCGUUUGGCUAGUAACUAGCCGGCAGGCCUGUGGCCGGGUGAAACAAUACAGCAGCCCAUAUGUAAAGCCACCAAGUUCUAUGCGUGACUCUCUGAAUGUCUGAGAUGAUCAACUGGGCAAAACAAAAAUUCAUAUCCUCGCAAUUAAAGAAGUAAGAUUCCAGAAGGUGCAUGAACUUGGAGGUUGAAAUUAAAUGUUCUGGUUUCUUUUCAGGUUAACAAACUCACCUUUUGCCUUUCUUCUGGUUAAAUUGGCAUCAUUGCGAGUUUCAGCUCUGUGUAACCCAAUCUUUCCUAUGCCAUGGGGGAGCGAGGGGUUGUAGCUUCUUAGUUAGUGUUGUGUUGGAGAGCACUGCUGUUAAAGGGGACACAGUUGGUCUUACUCAAUGGAUAGGCGUGGGGCAGGAAACCCAUGCUAACAACAUGCUUUUAACCUUUCCAUUGGAUGCAGGCCUCUUGUGGAUGCUUGUUAAAUAUUCCUGCAGGAUUUGUGCAUUGGAGUCCAGAUUUUUUUUUAACAGCACAAAACAGCGGUACAAUGCUAAAUCCAUCAGUUCUUCAGAAACGGGGGAUGAGAGCAUUUAUCCAGAGUCUUUAUGUAGUUUGAGUUCUUAGUGCCUUUUUAUAUAUUCACUGUUUGGAAAGAAAUGAAGUUUAACAGUCAUUGAAGAUUUGUGAAAAUAAAACCAUAUUUUUGAAACAAUUGUAUAAUGAAAUCUAUAAAAGACAGAUCAGCUGCAGUAUUUUUUUAUACUUUAUUCAUUGGGAGGCUUGACUUAAUUCUGGUAUUAACUGUGUUAAUUGUAGCUUUCAGUUUAGCCAGUGAGUGAGCUAUUGGUGCUUCGUCCCAGACAGGCCCAGUGUGAUUCUUAAGCACAUCAGACCCUCAGUCUACCAGUAAAAGACAUGUCUCUUUCCCUUUUCAUUCAAAGCUUUUGGCUGGACUAUGAAGCCAACCAAGCUACCAAAGAUCCAGUUGUUUCAUAAAUGAAAACGGGGACUUUGCAUGUUUGAAGUGUCUGUUUUACGUUGUGAUGAUCUUUGCCUUGCUUUUUAUGCUGGUGGUUUUGUAUGUAUGCCUUAUGUAUGGAGUAUUUGUUACAGGUAAAUAUAAUUCUGCACCUGAUGUUUAUUCUGGUCUUUCA
Messenger RNA from Chelonia mydas (Green sea turtle), 9997 nucleotides. RefSeq names its product CCM2 scaffold protein (gene CCM2). The record is from RefSeq and is a predicted model, not a curated record. NCBI's taxonomy places the organism in Eukaryota, Metazoa, Chordata, Testudines, Cheloniidae. The transcript has 10 exons. Bases 229 to 1593 code for a protein of 454 amino acids. Gene Ontology annotation, biological process: vasculogenesis; heart development.